UACAUCUAUCAGUUUGAACUUGAUAUAAGUUUGAUCUUUUGACUAUCUAUGCUACGAUAUACUUCUAAACUUAUAACAAAACCAGAUCAGAUCGUGAUCAAGUGUAUAUCAAAACGGAACUCUAGAUUUGAACAGUCCAAUCAAAUUCAGAAAAUGAAGUUGAUGGUGUUUGCGUCCUUGGCCGUGAUUGUGUUUGGCCAGCAUUUGAAUACCCAUGAACUCCAGCAACUUGUUGAUGCUGGAUUUGUUUCAUUGGAUGUUAACCCCAAAGACAACCUUCUGGAAUACGACGAACUCGUCACUUUAUUUAACCAGAAAGAUGUGGACGGCGAUGGCCUAUUGUCUAUGACCGAGUUUCAGGCUCAUGUUGGGGCGGACUUUUUAUUCGCUGAACCACUAUUCAACAAUUAUGACGUUAAUAAAGACCAGAAACUGAGCGUGCAGGAAUUUGUGGACAAUGCCUACCAUGCAAUGAACACAAAUGGAGAUACUCAAGUGACAAGACAUGAGUUUGACCACUACUACACGCAGCUACUUCAUCAUUUGAAUCAGCAUCAUGGAUAGUGCAGAGCAAUGUUUGUUUUAAAAAAACAAUAAAGAUAUUACUGUAAAUA
This is a messenger RNA of Magallana angulata, 614 nucleotides long. RefSeq lists its product as uncharacterized. The record is from RefSeq and is a predicted model, not a curated record. Gene Ontology annotation, molecular function: calcium ion binding. Lineage: Eukaryota; Metazoa; Mollusca; Bivalvia; Ostreida; Ostreidae. Bases 49 to 564 code for a protein of 171 amino acids. The transcript has 6 exons.